Populus trichocarpa (black cottonwood) is the source of this 1706-nucleotide messenger RNA. Its product is annotated as protein CUP-SHAPED COTYLEDON 2. Gene Ontology annotation, biological process: regulation of DNA-templated transcription. Lineage: Eukaryota; Viridiplantae; Streptophyta; Magnoliopsida; Malpighiales; Salicaceae. Bases 433 to 1404 code for a protein of 323 amino acids. The transcript is spliced from 3 exons. The record is from RefSeq and is a predicted model, not a curated record. Gene Ontology annotation, molecular function: DNA binding.
UCCUAUAGACAGAAAGAGAGAGAAACAGGAUAGGACAGAGCAGGGAAAACACAGAGAUUUUCCAAACCAGCCAGAUCAUACCUUCUCUCUCACUAUUAUUGAUUUAUUUCCUCUUUUUCUACCCUGCCUCCCCAUAACCCCCCGCCCCCUUAAAACCACGCACGCUUUCACUCACUCUCUCUGGCCUUAUAAUUACUAGCUAAAGUGAUCUCAUACAUUAGACAGCAAAGUAACAAAACUUCUCUAUAUCUUGUAGAAACACAGUCUGGCAUUGUUUCUUGGCUUUGUUUAGACGUUUUGCAGUGUGGGUUUUGAUGGGUUUUUGAAGAAGUUUGGAACUUCAGCAAUUUCUUUGGCUUUCUUUAACCUUUUCUCGAGCUUGACUUUCUUUUGUCAAUUUAUUGAAGUGGGUUUUUUUUCUCUUUCUUUUCAAUGGAGAGCUACCACCACUUUGGCGAUGGUGAUACCCAUUUGCCUCCUGGCUUUAGGUUUCACCCAACUGAUGAGGAGCUUAUCACCUACUAUCUCCUCAAGAAGGUUCUUGACAGAAACUUCACUGGUAGGGCCAUUGCUGAAGUUGACCUUAACAAAUGUGAGCCAUGGGAACUUCCAGGGAAAGCUAAGAUGGUAGAGAAAGAGUGGUACUUCUUUAGUUUGAGAGAUAGAAAGUACCCGACUGGGCUGAGAACUAAUAGAGCCACUGAAGCUGGUUAUUGGAAGGCUACAGGGAAAGACAGGGAGAUUCAUAGCUCAAAGACUGGUGCACUUGUAGGAAUGAAGAAGACUCUGGUGUUCUACAGAGGGAGAGCCCCUGAAGGAGGUAAAAGUAACUGGGUUAUGCAUGAGUAUCGCCUUGAAGGAAAAUUUGCUUACCAUUACCUCUCCGGGUGCUCUAAGGACGAGUGGGUAAUCUCCCGAGUCUUUCAGAAGAGCUGCGGUGGAGCUGCUGCGAGCAGUGGAAACAUCACCAAGAAAAACCGCUUCGACACCACUAUCAAUCUCUACACAGAAGCCAACUCCCCAUCUUCAGUCUCUCUCCCUCCCCUCCUUGAUGCUACCACUACCAUUACCACCACAACUCUCAAUGACCGUGACAGCUGCUCUUACGACAACCACACUCAGCACGAGCACGUGUCCUGUUUCUCCACCAUUGCAGCUGCUGCUUAUGCCGCUGCUAAUAACAACAUUAACUUUGAUAUUGCUCAACUGCCUCCACCUCCAAUGACUGAUCCAUUCUCAACAUUCCCAGGAAACACUGGUGUCAAUUGCUUCCCAAGUUUGAGGUCCAUUCAGGAAAAUCUUCAGCUGCCCUUCCUUUUUGCCUCCCCAGCCUCUGCUGUGGCUGUACCGCCGUUUCAUGGCGGUGGUGCCGCCACCACCAUGAAUUGGAUGGUAAACCCCUGAGGAGGGGCCGGGAGGGUUGGUGGUGCUGGUUGCAUGUGGACUUCUCGAGUUUCCAAAGCCAGAGAUGAACACUAGUUAUGUGUUGACUACUAAAAUUGUCUGCAUAUUUUUUCUUUAAUGAUUUCUGUAUUAUUUGUACUAAUUAAGUGGACUGAUAAUAGCCAGGGCAGGAUUGGGUAAUCGAUCUUGUUGUUAGAUGUCAGUAUCAGUAGCAAUUACUGGUUUAUGUGUGAUGAUUAUCUCUUAAUUUGGAAAGUGACUUAAUGUCCCAUCAUCGUUAAUGUUAUGUUCUCCUUUUUCUA